This is a messenger RNA of Eruca vesicaria subsp. sativa (arugula), 2041 nucleotides long. The record is from the annotation of a GenBank genome assembly. Lineage: Eukaryota; Viridiplantae; Streptophyta; Magnoliopsida; Brassicales; Brassicaceae.
AAGAAACUUUCUUUUCUUUUCUUUGCAACUUGAAUUUCGAUCGAGAGAGAGAGAGAGAGAGAGGAAGAUCAAAAUCUAGAAAAGACUUUAAACUUUUUAUUUGAUUUUGUGUUUCUGAAAAAAAAGUCUUCAAGUCUUUGAUUAUCUUUCUGCGUUUUUCACCGUUCAUCUCUCUCUAUCUUGUGGGAGAAAUGAAAAAACUGCUCCUUGCUUUGUUCUUGCUUCUUAAUCUCUUUGCGUUUUCAUCUCCUCGGAAACUCAAAUCUUUCCACGACCAAACUGCUCUGCUGGAGUUGAAGACCAGCUUCUCCGAUCCACACGGUGUUCUGUCCACCUGGGAUCCAACCAUCUCAAACCACUGUUAUUGGUUUGGCGUCUCUUGCAACUCAGAUCUCAGAGUCGUCUCCUUAAUCCUCAAAGGCCACGACGAGAGUACUAAACUCGGUGGUGAGAUCUCUCCCGUGGUUGGAAGCCUCACCGAGAUUAGGGUUUUAUCUCUUCCUUUCAACAAUCUUGUUGGUCAGGUCCCAAAUGAGAUCUGGAAGUUGGAGAAACUAGAAUUGCUUGACCUACAAGGCAACAACUUUAGGGUUUCAUCUCUUCCUUUCAACAAUCUUGGAGGUCAAGUCCCAAAUGAGAUCUGGAAGAGGUUAAAGAAACUAGACUUGCUUGACCUACAAGGCAACAACUUUAGGGCUCAGAGCUUCCACUUUAGGAAACUCAUGAAUCUUGAAGAAGAAGAAACCGAAGUGACUCCAAGCAAAACCGGAUUAUACCCAAUCGAGAUAGCUUCCAUCGUCUCGGCUUCAGUCAUAGUCUUCGUCCUUCUCAUCCUCGUCAUUUUAUUCAUCUACACAAGAAAAAAAUCGAAACGUAACGCACAAGUUCAAGUAAUCGAACCAAAAGAGAUCAAACUCUUUGUAGACAAUGGUAACAUCAACACCCCUCCUCUGACCUACGAGAGCAUCGUUAGAGCCACCGGCUACUUCAGCAACUCAAACUGUAUCGGACACGGUGGAUUCGGUUCAACAUACAAAGCCGUACUCUCUCCAAACAAUGUCUUCGCUGUUAAAAGACUCUCUGUUGGUAGGUUCCAAGGAGACCAACAGUUCCACGCAGAGAUCUCAGCUCUCGAAUUAGUUAAACAUCCGAAUCUCGUCAUGCUAAUAGGUUACCACGCGAGUGAGACAGAGAUGUUUCUUAUCUACAACUACUUGUCCGGAGGGAACCUUGAAGACUUCAUCAAAGAAAGAUCAAACCCUGCUCUUGACUGGAACGUGCUUCACAAGAUAGCUCUCGAUGUGGCGCGUGCUCUCGCUUAUCUCCACGAUGACUGCUCUCCUAAAGUCUUGCAUAGAGAUAUCAAACCGAGUAACAUAUUGUUAGACAACAACUAUAAUGCCUAUCUGUCUGAUUUUGGUUUGUCUAAACUCUUGGGGACAUCUCAGUCUCAUGUGACAACAGGAGUGGCUGGCACGUUUGGUUAUGUUGCUCCUGAAUAUGCUAUGACAUGUCGUGUCUCGGAGAAAGCAGAUGUUUAUAGCUAUGGGAUUGUUAUCUUGGAGUUGAUAUCUGAUAAGAGGGCUUUGGAUCCUUCUUUCUCGUCGCAUGAGAAUGGUUUUAAUAUUGUCUCGUGGGCUCAUAUGAUGUUGAGUCAAGGGAAAGCUAAGGAGGUUUUCACUAAGGGACUUUGGGAGAGUGGUCCUCAGGAUGAUUUGGUUGAGGUUUUGCAUUUAGCACUCAAGUGUACUGUUGAUAGUUUAUCGAUAAGGCCGACGAUGAAACAAGCUGUGAAGCAGUUGAAACGAAUCAAUCCUUCUAGAUUUUGAUACAGAAGAAGAUGAAGAAAAGUGUGUUAGUUUUAGAAGCUUUGUAGCUUUUUUGUUUGUUUAAGUUUGUUUUGUUGUUUUCAGAGUAGGAGGUUUUUUUUUCAUGUGUACUACUACUCUACUCACACCAUACGCAUCAUUCCCUGAAAACUUGAUAAUGUGUUGUGUACAAAUAUAAUCUCAGUAAUGUGAGGUUGGACCAGAUAUAAAGC